AGUUUCGUCGCGUACGUGAAACUAGAAGCCGAAGCGUAGUAUUUUCUUCAAAACGAAAAACGUAAAGAAACAAUUAUCGCGUGAAAAAUCUUCAAGUCUCCGAAGAGCAAUUUCAUCUAUGCCAGUGUCGAUAAUUUUUCCAUGAAUUCAAUGAUCACACUUGGAGACACAGACGACGAGGUGAUCGAAUUGGACUCUAGCCAAGAUACCAUCAACGAUGUUAACAAUGAUCAAAGUGAACGUUCUACUGAAAAGAAUUCACCAUCGUACGAUACUGUGGACGGAACGGAUACUACCAGUGAAGAUACAAAGUAUAAGAUAAAUGCUUGUACAUCGCAACAUAGCGAUGAUACUUGUAUUUCAAAACCCCUUUUUAAGGUUAUGUUUCGAGACGAAAGUGUUUCACGGCAAUACAGAAAACAAAUAAAAGACUUUUUGGAGGACUUAAUACCGUCUGUAGUUAAAGGUCAAGAAAAUGAUGAUAGCUUAACAUUAGAAGUCUGGGAAAAUGAUAAGGACUUUACGAGUCAAUCUGUUGAAAUUACCACUGAAAGCGAAGAGAGUCAAGAUGCAAUAUGCGAUACGCUAUUUACAGUAGAUAAAGAACCAAAACUUGCAAAUGACAUUGAUGUUCCAACAUAUGGAAAGAAAUACGAAAACGUAUUUGAAAUUAAUAAGCCAGAACCAAAAUUGAAAGAAAUAAAUGAACAUCAACAAAAAUUGAAACAAAAAAUUGAAUAUCAACCAAAAUUGAUGUGUUUUAAUUGUAUGGAAAAUCAUAAUUUAAGAGACUGUCCAAAACCACGUAUUCAGGCUAAUAUCAAUAAAAAUAGAAAAAAUUUCAAUAGCAAAGGAGGUUCAAAAUCUGUUAGAUAUCAUUUAGAUGACGAUCAAAAAUUUGAUCGUAUGAUUCCUGGCCAAUUGAGUAGUAAUUUACGUAAAGCACUAGGUCUCAGAGAUCAUGAAUUACCUAGACAUAUAUACAGAAUGAGAAAACUUGGCUACCCUCCAGGGUGGUUGGAGGAAGCGCGCAUACAACACUCUGGUUUGUCGUUAUUCAAUUCCGAUGGCGUCCCAGAAACAGAUCCUAACGAGGAACCAGGAGCAAUUUUUGACGAUGGAGACAAAGACCUGUACGACAUAAAAAAAAUAUUUGAUUUCCCUGGUUUUAAUGUACCGCCUCCAUAUGGUACUCGUGAUGAACACCGGCAGUAUUGGGAAUCACAGGAGCAAAAUUUUCAUAGCAAACAAACAAUGUUGUUGAUGCUGAAAGGGAAAAAAGCAGACGAUGGAUAUAAAAGGAAAAAGCUCAAAAUGCCUAAUACAGAGCCGAGAAAUGAUGUAUCGUCGGAAUCAAUCGCAAUGGAAAUAGAAGAUGUGGGAGAAAUUGUAGUAGAAAGUAUACCUGUUGAUGGACUUUUUGUGCCACCAUUACCACGAGAAUCCGCUGUAAAGCCUCCAGAACCAUCGUUACAGCUAACACAGCCGAUAUCCGAAGAUUCGGACUAUCAUUCUCAAGAGUUGCAAUUUUCUGAAUCACCGGAACGUAGCGCAUCGCCAUCUUCUCGAACAAAUUCACCGUCGUUAUAUGAUUUAGAAAACAUGAAAAAGCGUUUACUAGUAGAGAUAGAACUCCAAGAAUCAAAUUCACCGGCGAAUUCCGAUGUUUUGUUGAAAAACAACUCGUCAAAAUCGGAUAUGCCUCCACCUAGUAACGAAGUGACACCAGAAGCAAAUCGAUCGCGUCGUAGUAUGAUAAAUACGAGCUGUGGAAGUGUAAAAUCGGUUGACCUAGGGACGCCUGUUUUGCAAAGUGCAUCUCCGUACAGCAAAUUGCCGUCAUCUGAAAAGUUUUCGAAAAAUAUUAGCGAUGUAAUCAACUUUGAGAACCUGCCAGAUUCAACAGGUAAGUAUGAACAAAUGACCGGCGUUUUGCAAAAAGUAAGAAACACAUUAGCGCAGCUUCAACAAGAAUGAUUUCGAUUGUUAGGUUAGAAUUUACAAUGUAAAAUAGAUUAUUAUCGUAUUUCACGAGGAUAGAUUUUUUAUACUCUAAAUAGUAAAUCUAGUUAUUUAUGAGUUUACGCAGAACCAAAUUGAAUUCUGUGUACCAUUCUAUUAAUUUGAAAGUGACCUAUACUUUCAUUCAGUCCACGUGUUGUUUUUAAAUAGAAAUAUUUUUUCUUGUGCACUAGGAAUAGUAAAGACAAUAUCAUUAUUGUUAGUCAUUAUAUGUUUAUUAUAUAUCUUUCAUAUAAAAAAAAUAUCGAAAGCAUAAUGUUUUUUUAAUAAAAAAUAUUUUGACUAAUAUUAUUUUAAAUCUAUUUAAAUUUGUAAAUAAUUGGUAAGUAAAAUUGAAGUUACAUGCAAUCAUCCAUAUAACUGGUCUUCCUAAUUUUGUCACCAAACAAAAAAUUAAUUUCUAAAUGAAUUUGAGAAUGUCUCACUUUCGAAAGUACAAAUGUAUAGUAUUUUUAUAUUAAUUACUGGCAUUUUUUCGUAUGAUACAUAUGUCUAUGAAAAUAAGGCCACUUGAUAAUCAAUAAAAAAAAUUUAAGUUUCAUUCUGGUAUACAAUUAGUUUUAACAUUAUCGUUAUUUAUUCAUUCUUCUAUCUCACUUUGUAUAGUUUUCAUAAGUAUAGAUAAUUUCGGAAUUGAAGAAUAUCUUCGUUACUAUAAGUAAUAUCUUGAUACAUGUUAUAACCUAGAUAAUCUUCAAAGUAAUUAUUUUUCAUUGAAAUUAUGUGAUAGUUACAAGUAUCAGUGAAAAAUAACCUGAAAAGGCUUGAUUUUGUGUUUAUUCAUAAAUGUAUUAAAGAUGAAUGCUUUAAAUAUAUGGUAAGUUCUAAACUGAAAUCUUUGUCUAUUAAAACAACUUAUAAUUUUUUGUUCUUGUACAAACAAGAGCUUUCAUUUCUGUUUGAUAAUACAAAUAUUCACCAGUUCUAAGGAAUCUUGUAUAAUUGUAAAUAAAAUGGAAGUGUGUUUUAUUAUAAUAAUAAUAAUAAUGUUAUGACAUUAAUUUCAACGAUACAUUUGGAAUGUUACUUACAAAUUUUAGGUUAUACGUAUUUUUAUUUUACGAAACGUAAAGGAUAUCGAAUGUACGUAUAUAAAUCGUUUAUAACUAUUGUUCUCAUUGCUCAUUAUGCAUAAUAUCUUCUUUUUUCCAAGAUAAGCAUUAAAAUAUAAUAGUCGUUAAGAAAAUGAAUAUGUAUACUAUUGUUUGAUUGAAUAAUGAGAACACUAUUUUUGAAAAUAAGAAUUAAAAUUUUACCAGCAGUUGCUGUUUUCAUAAAAUUUCAAUCUAUUUUUACACAAUAAUGCAAAAAAAAUGAGAGCCGUGUUAUGUAGAAUGCACGAUAUUUAUUUUAUUGUCGAAAAUUUGAUAUGGGAAUGUACAACAGUGGAAGAGAUAAAUUCAUUUAAAUAUAUCGUAAAUGCCUUAUUUCGUUCUCAGCGCAGACAGUCGUUAAGUUCUAUUCUUAAAUUACUACUUCUCGAAGCUUAAAUUUUUACUAAUUCGAGGAAAGAGAAAAUGAACAAUUUCGCAACUUAUCGAAAAUUUUUUCUAAAUACUCAAUUUUCUUUAUUCAUAUCGAAUGAAUUAUCUGUAAUACUGCUAUAUUCAUAUCUAGUUUUCUAUCCUGAUCGCACCAUUCCCUUGAAAAAAAAAAAAUAAUAAAACAAAA
Molecule: messenger RNA, 3693 nt
Organism: Hylaeus volcanicus
Lineage: Eukaryota; Metazoa; Arthropoda; Insecta; Hymenoptera; Colletidae
Product: zinc finger CCHC domain-containing protein 8 homolog
Exons: 7
Coding region: 142-1977 (611 amino acids)
Cellular component (GO): catalytic step 2 spliceosome
Molecular function (GO): RNA binding
Source: RefSeq, a predicted model, not a curated record